AUGUUUGACAUUGAAGAGCAAACUCACGGUGCGCUAGACAUCGUGACGCACCUUCCUUCAGGAAACCUCCCUUGCUGCUUGGCGGUGACCAGAGUUCAGUUCCCUCAAGGGUUCAACCUCGUUGAGUCCGCUUUCGGCGCUCACCGUACCGUAGCGAUUGCAGUGCUGACCAGGUACGCAAAGGGCACAGGUCAGCAAGGUGACAAGAGCCCCGCAGUUCCCUUUCUGCAAAAGAGACGGACCAACCACGGUUAA
Neurospora tetrasperma FGSC 2508 is the source of this 255-nucleotide messenger RNA. RefSeq lists its product as uncharacterized. The record is from RefSeq and is a predicted model, not a curated record. NCBI's taxonomy places the organism in Eukaryota, Fungi, Ascomycota, Sordariomycetes, Sordariales, Sordariaceae. The coding region runs from base 1 to 255 and encodes 84 amino acids. The transcript has 2 exons.